This is a messenger RNA of Pseudomassariella vexata, 889 nucleotides long. RefSeq lists its product as uncharacterized. The record is from RefSeq and is a predicted model, not a curated record. The coding region runs from base 198 to 761 and encodes 187 amino acids. Lineage: Eukaryota; Fungi; Ascomycota; Sordariomycetes; Amphisphaeriales; Pseudomassariaceae. The transcript is spliced from 4 exons.
UAGACGAGCGACCCAGCCUCCCAGGAAUGAGGGUCUAAGAUCUAGGCCUUCAGGUCUAUAUAAACAUCUCUCCUCCGCCCUCCAAUUGAAAGAGGUUCUUGUUGAAAUUUCCAACCCCAAACACCCCAACAACGAAACCACCCUGAUAUUGCAGGCGGCUUCGCGGGUCCGAAGCAGCCGCCGCCAUGAUGUAAGACAUGGGCCGGCUUUCAAUGGCAGAUGAAUUAACAGGGGCCACGCCCGCCGUCAACAAGGCGGGUGGCGGUCUCCUGUUCCUCAUCUUGUUUCUUCACGCCUUUACGUUUGGAUUUGACGAAUGUUACGAAUUGUUUUUGCACCUCCCUAUGGGACAGAUUGUUCGAAAGCCCUUUCUUGCGCCUGCUGCGAGUAUUUGGCAUCGUUCAACCUCUCCAACCCACCACCGAAAUGCAUUUUCCUUGAUGCACGACUCCAUUGAAUCCCCGGUCAUCAACGUUGAACUUGGUUCAGACGACUCGGUUGAACCUGAACGGGUAUACACUGGCGAUAUGGGAUAUUUCCGCGCACUUAAUGUCGACCUGGCAUCCAAGUACCGCGGAGAUCCCGGUUUCCACCAGUCCGCAACAGGAUUGACAAGGUCGACUUCUACGUCAACCGUCGAUGAAGGAAGUGGACGACACGACACCUUGUUCGAGUCGCCCUCUUCAGCCGGGGCAUGUGCGUAUCAGUCAGCACUACCGAGUCACGAUGGGUUUACUAUUCACCUGCCGUGUGGAUUAUAGCCCUUUGUGAGAUCUACAAAGGAUGCUCACCAUAGCAGCAUUCGUAGAUUUGCCCAUUGGCUCACCUUGAAAUCGAGCACCUAGAUGAUGGAAGAGGGGACGAUAUAGAUACCCCCUAGUACGACAGC